Molecule: messenger RNA, 1386 nt
Organism: Cydia strobilella
Lineage: Eukaryota; Metazoa; Arthropoda; Insecta; Lepidoptera; Tortricidae
Product: zinc finger protein 708-like
Exons: 3
Coding region: 25-1353 (442 amino acids)
Source: RefSeq, a predicted model, not a curated record
AAAUGUGUCGACACAUUCGCAAAGAUGUCAGCUAAACUAGUAGUUGAGAGAUAUGAGACAGAUGUUAAUUUUAAAUAUUUGAACGUUACGAUCGAUGCUGAAAAUGAAGAAACGAGAUUCAGCGACUGGUUGGAAGUGGAAGUCAUGACGCACAAUUCGAGAAAAGCAACAGAUAAAUCAUCUCAUUUGGUGGUGAAAAUAGUGUCAGGGCCAGAAAAUGAACAUUUAAAUCUUGAUUCCUGUGCGAAACAGGUCAAUGAGACGGAAAUUAAUAAUGUUGAUACUACAUCUGUUUUUGGGCCACAAUACUUGCGGAGUCAUGAAACAGACCAGAUUGAUAACCAGAACUUUUUAAACAAGCAGCAGAGUAUAAAACAAACGUUCAAAAACCCCAAUGCGUUACCAAAUAUUUAUGUUAAUAAACACUUAUAUGAUCACAAUAACACUGGUGCAAGUUUCGAAAGUGCUAUUUGUCCAUUAGAGUACAGUCUGGAAAGAGUAAAGGAAAACAACGCUCGCAUAAUGGAAAACAUUCAUAUGUUGAAUAGAGCUUUGAACUAUACGAAAAAGAAAGAAAGCCACGACGUGAGCUGCUCGAAACCCAUUCGGUCGUAUACGUGUAGCACGUGCGGGAAAUGUUUCGUGUACGAAACUGGCCUGAGGAGGCACUACUCUACGCGACAUGCGAUAUUAGACAUUCAGCCACGGUGGCAGGUGGUGUGGACAUGCAUAGAAUGCUUUCAGGUGUGGCCGCGCCAGGACGUGGCCAUGCAACACGCGACCCGCUGCUGCCAAGCGAACAAUCUGGAUUGUGUUCGGGAAAUCAAGACAUCGUCGCUCUUACAAUGCGAAUUCUGUGAGAAAGUUUUCACAAGCAUUCCCCGACUACUGCGGCACGCGAAAACGCACACGACCGCCAGCAACUACGCCUGCAAUGCUUGCGAAAUGGCUUUUUCCUGUUACAAAACUGCAGAAAUGCAUUGGCUGUCAUGUCCAUGGUUGCGAACUUGCUACAAUUUUCAUUUGGGCAAACUGUUGCUCUGCAAUGCCUGUGACCGCAAGUUUAGAAACUAUGAGCAGUUGUAUAACCACAGGUACAAAGCUGAACAUUUCAUGACCAAAACGCACCAAAACCACAUCAAUGCUCUUGGCAUAUUAGUGUAUCAAUGUGAGCUGUGUGGCCUAUGGUUUCCCUCAGUAGAUCUUCUUCUGAACCAUAGGAACCAGUACCAUCCUCGCUAUGACAACAACCUGGCCACAGGUGAUGUGAACUACACAGAAAAUCAUGCCUACAGUGUGACCAAUGAAAAUGAUAUUCAAGAAUUUGAAGCCCUUAAAGAUCAACAAUAUUAGUUGAAUGUUGAAGUAUAUGUAGUAAGAUUAAUU